GGCAAUGCCAUUUUGAUAUUUUAUAAGUAAUUCCUGUCAAAAAUAUAAAAUUAAUAGUGUUUCUAAACGGCUGUAUUAGAAUUAUUAGAGUGUAUAAGUGAAUACGUCAAUUAAAAUUUGAGUUAAUUUUUAAGAAGUAUCUCUUAAAAUGGUGUAAACUUCUAUAGUGUACAGUGACUUGUGUUUGAUCAUAUCUUUAACAAAUUAUAAACAAAUCAUUUGUAAAAAUGGUAUUUAUGCUACACAAUCUUUGAUAGUGGUAAUUUGAUUCCAAAAUAAUGUUAAGAUAUAGCUUAAUUGCAAAAUGAAUCGUGCCGGAGCCCAACAAUACGUUUAUGGCGGCUAAUUCAAAAGAGUAUGUAAACAAAACAACAUAGAAGAACUAGAUAAAAGUAGAAAAAUAUGGUACUUAUGUAGAUAUUUAAAUCUCCUAACUCGUAAUGGACCCAGUACUACAAAGAUUUGGAGAUGUCACGAUACAAAGACUUGAAAAACCAAAAGAGCCCAAAGUGGGACUACAAAAUGACAGUGGUUCUUUGGAGAAAUCCAAAGAGAGUAAAGAUGAAAACUCCAGUGACUUGGAGGAUGAUAGUGGUGACGAAUUUCCCAUUCCUGGACUGAAAAGAUCUGUGUCUAAAAUGGAAGGUCCAGUGAAAAAAUUUAAAUUCAGCUCGGGUGAUAUAACUUUAGAGAAAAAAUGUGAUGACUUAAAUAUAAAUAAUUUUAGUGAAACAGAAAUAUCCGAUUAUGAUACUGAGUCUGAAAUGGAAGAGUCGGAUAGUGAAUUAAAUGAAUUGAAUACCAACGAAGUAUUGAACCUUAAACCUAUACAAAACAAAGAUAAUUCAGAAGAUGAAGCAAGUAGCAGCACUUCAUUUUUUGAGAAAUUAGUUGAACAGGUUGAGGCGCCAACGCCAAGUGUUCCACAUAAACCUCCUGUUACAGCAGCUGAUGAAGACUAUGAUAUUGAUAUUAAAGAAAAACUGAAAGAGAUGGGGGAAAUUAGUUUUGAAACUGUUAAAAAGGGUGAGAAACCGAAGAAGGCUGAAAUUUCCACUGAGAAUGAAGUUGUUGUUACACCUGCCAGAAAACUUGGAAUCGAUGGUGAUGAAAUAACGGGUCUUCCAAAAGGGCUGGCGAUGAGGCGAAAUAUUAGAGAGGUUAUGGAUGAAACCAAGUUAGAUGAGUCUACCCUGGCUGCCCAGAGACAAGAAGCUGAGAGGUUAAGAAGAGUUCAGGAACAGCAAAGGCUUCUUAGAGAGUUACAGCGGCAGGCGGCACAAGAAAGAAUGCAACAUAAGGUCAUAUCGUUGCUGCAAGGAAAUCAGUUUUCUAAACCAGGCACAUCAAAUCAAACAAGAAUAGGUAACACUGUGCUAGUGAAGCUGCCAAACGGUCAGACAAAGCCCAUGACAAGAUUGCCGAAAAGAUCAUUUGAAUUGAUGAGGGUACCAAAAAAUACUACUCCUCCACCAAUGGGGGUUCCUAAACCUAAUCGCAGUGUUCUUGCUGGGAAGAAGGGUGGAGCUGAUCUGACACCUUCAGUUAGCAUAGCUCCUGUCUCUAAAAAACUUAUGCCUCCCAUUCCACAACGACAAAGUGAUAGUGACAGUGAAAGUGAAGAUCGUAAACCCUUAUUAUCCCCACCAUGUCAAACACCUAAGUCAAAACCACCUGUACCUACCAUAGACAUAUCAUCAGACGACGACUGCAUAGUUGUAUCUGAACCUGAAGGGGAGGAUGAGGAACCAGAUCAUGACGACCCUGGAAAUUCCGGCAUGCACACCAAUGAUGAGUUUAACCAGCCUGACGAACAAGGCCGUGUAUUAGUAAACGUUGGCCAUCCCGAUGAUGAACCAGACAUAUUUGUCGCACCGCAAAUAUCCAGAAUAAUAAAACCGCAUCAAAUUGGCGGAGUGAGGUUCCUAUACGAUAACGUGGUGGAAAGCACAAACCGUUUUGAGAGUUCGUCGGGUUUCGGGUGUAUCCUUGCACAUUCUAUGGGGCUCGGUAAGACGCUGCAAAUCGUGACAUUCUCGGAUAUUUUCCUACGGCACACCCCGGCUAAGACUAUAUUAUGCAUUAUGCCAAUCAACACACUCCAGAAUUGGAUGGCCGAGUAUAAUAUGUGGCUUCCUACAGGGGAAAGUAUCAACAAUAGCCCAUUAAACGCACACGGGGUCAUAAGACCAAGAAAUUUUAAUCUUCACGUUUUGAACGACAGUCAUAAAACUCUUAUAGCGAGGGCUAAGGUUAUACACGAGUGGAGGAGCAAAGGAGGGGUGCUUUUGAUUGGGUAUGAACAGUUUCGGUUGUUGAGUUUGAGAAAGUUCCCCAAGUCGAGAAAGAAACCAAAUCCUGUAGAUCCACUUCCUGAUGAUGAUAAGAAUAAAAUGCUUUUCGAUGAGGUACACGCUGCUCUGGUAAAGCCGGGUCCUGAUUUGGUAAUAUGCGAUGAAGGCCAUCGAAUCAAAAACUCUCAUGCUUCUAUAUCUCAAGCCUUAAAACAGAUGGAAACCAAAAGACGUGUCGUUUUAACCGGCUAUCCUUUACAAAACAAUUUAAUGGAAUAUUGGUGUAUGGUAGAUUUCGUACGGCCAAACUAUCUAGGAUCCAAAACCGAGUUUUGUAACAUGUUUGAACGGCCGAUUAUGAAUGGGCAGUGCAUAGAUUCGACAGAAGCUGAUAUUAAACUGAUGCGUUAUAGAGCUCACGUUUUACACUCUCUCUUAUUAGGUUUCGUACAAAGACGUUCGCACAUUGUUUUACAAACAGCUUUACCUCAAAAGGAAGAAUAUGUUCUGUUAGUUAGAAUGAAACCAUUCCAAAGAACUUUGUAUGAAACAUUUAUGAAUGAAGUAGUUAGGAUACAAGCUGUGCCUAACCCACUUAAAGCAUUUGCGGUGUGUUGUAAAAUUUGGAAUCAUCCCGAUGUGCUCUACAAUUUCCUUAAAAAACGUGCUGGUGGUGACGCUGUUGACAUUGACCUUGAAGAAGUAGGUGGAGCAGUGUCUAAAACUCCAAAUGAAAAGCCUAAAAAGGCGUCGUCUCGCCCAAGGAAAACACCUGCUAAGGGAAAAAAUGGAAAACCUGCCGCCUCUGUCACGCCCUACAAUACAUUGACAGAUCCACAACAAAUGCAGCCUCCAUUAUCUGAAAAUACCCCUGCAAGUAGUACAUCAGUUGCUAUCAAUCAUUCGUCACCAGUAACUUCAUUUAGCAAUACAAUUUCAUCCCAAGGUCCAAGAAAUAACAUUCAAAGCAAUUUCAACCAAAGCUCUAAUGAUUUCCAAGGAAUCUCUCAAAGUUUUCCUGAAACGAUCCCACAGCCAUAUUACGACCAGGAAUUUGAUCAAAAUGCUCAAUUCCCAUCUCAUUUCCCAAACACUAACAGCGACUAUCCUCAGUCGUAUCCAAACACACCUAAUUCAAGUACAAAUUACAAUAAUGCACCCCUUAAUGAAAAUAAUUUUAAUUUAGGAGAACAGAAUAAAUCUCAGACUCCGAGCCAAAACAAUUUUAUAAAUCUAGAUUCUCAAACAACUUUGACGCCACUAAAUAAUUCGACCCAGAAUUCAAAUACUUUCGCAAACCUUUCAUCUGAAAUAUCACUAACUCCUUUAAAUUAUAAGCCUCGGGACAGUCAGUUGACCUCUUUAAACACUGCGAGCACUUCCUUGACACCUCUAAAUAAUAGUACAUCUUUGACUCCUCUAAAUUCUACAAGCAGCAAUGCUCUGACAUCUCUUCAAAAUAUGCAACCAAACUCUGGAAAUUAUAUGGAAAUCGGCACAUCUCAACCCAAUCCAAACACUGGAAACAAUUACAACCAAAGUAAUCAAUAUGGCACCGCUCAAAACCAAGAGAAUAACUAUCCCACGCCUCCUCAAAGUAUUGGUAGUCAAAAUCAAAAUUAUCAGAAUAACUAUCAGGACUACCAACAGCAGAAUUAUUGGGGCCAACAGCAGACUCCAGAGAACAGCAAUUUCAAUCAGCAACAGAAUAAUUAUUUCGGUCCUCCACAUCACCCCUUUAACCCUUCUACCAUAAACAAUAGUAAUACCAAUAAUUCAUGGAUAAAAAAAGAAGAUUCCAAAAUUCACCUACCGAAUCUCCUAAUCAGUCCAAAAAGUGAAAGUAGCAAUGAAUCUAAACCUAAGAUAAAAAUUUUAAGUGAUAUCAAGUUACCCUCGGUGUUCAAUGGUCCCUCAGAGAAAAAAAUUAAAAUUAUCAGUGAUAUAAAAAUAGAACCCAAGAUAGAAGAGAUUGAUGAAGCGUUUGAUAUGAAACCUGACGGAACAAUGAAGUUUGAUAUUAAAUCUGAAAUAAAACUUGAGGAUGAUAUAAAACCUUUGCAAGAACCUCCUCUCUCCAAGUUGAUGCCCCUCAAGGAUUCAAAAGAAGAUAGCGGGAUUCCUUAUGACUGGGCCAUUGAGUUAUUGAAAGAUUACAAACCUGGUUGCAUCGAGAACUCAGCAAAAAUGGAGAUACUAUUCUGUAUAAUACGAGAAAGUAUAGCAUUAGGAGAUAGACUGUUAGUUUUCAGCCAGUCCUUGAUUACUUUAGACUUAAUUGAGCAGUUCCUUCAGAUGAAUCAAGUCCCUGGAGACACAGUGAAUUGGGCCAAGAAUGUUAGCUAUUAUCGUUUGGAUGGCUCGACAAGUGCUCUGGAGAGAGAGAAACUCAUCAACGAGUUCAACUCCAAUCCUAAAAUUCACUUAUUUCUGGUUUCAACGAGAGCUGGUUCGCUCGGCAUCAAUUUAAUAGGUGCAAAUCGUGUGGUUGUCUUGGAUGCAUCAUGGAAUCCUUGCCACGAUACCCAAGCUGUGUGUAGGGUUUACCGUUAUGGCCAGAGGAAACCAUGUUUUGUUUAUAGACUAGUUGUUGACAAUUGCUUGGAAAAGAAGAUAUAUGAUCGUCAAAUAAACAAGCAAGGUAUGUCUGAUAGAGUGGUAGAUGAAUGCAAUCCAGACGCUCACUUAACUCUAAAAGAUGUCAGUACGUUGUGUUGGGACGAUAAAAGGGAUGAGGGGGAAGAAAAAGACUGGUCUCGGUAUAAAGACAAUUAUAUUGAUGUCGUAUUACAAAAAGUUCUGGAGAAGUAUGGUCGUUCACUUAAUAAAGAACCUUUCCAACAUGAAUCUCUUCUUGUGGACCGUAAAGAAAAGCAGUUAUCUCAGCAAGAAAAACGGCUAGCUAAGAAAGGAUAUGAACGUGAAAAGCAGGCGGCUAGACAGCCAGCAUAUAAUUUGUUAGGUUCCUCUAGGGGACAUCGACCAGUAGCCUCAGUCAGGCCCAUGCAGCAAGGAGAAAGGCCGUCGAGAUGGAUUCCUGCAGAACAUUGGCAGAGACAAGGCAUGACUGCUCAAGAGAUGACACUGCCAUUAGAUGUCGUGAUACCCACAAAUCAACCUGAGAAAGGCAACAUUGUCCUAAAAGCUGGGCAAAAGGUGUUGGUGCUUAAAUCUCCAAAAGGUGUCUACAUGCAACUAGAAAGUGGAAAAAUUGUUGCCAUUAAGACUGCCAUUAAAGUUAAGGGCAAAGCUGAGGAUAACCAUGACCCAACCAAAAUGACAAAAACUCCAGUAUUGCCUCCAUCAAUUAAGGCUAAUCCAUCUCUUUCGGUGGUGCCCCAGAAGCGUGCCGUUAAGCCUUUUACUCCGGGUGCCACCAAAUUCGGUGUUCAGAGCGUUAAACAGUCAGUCCCUAAUUUAGUAUCCAGGAUACGCAGUAUUCAGAAGAAGUUAGAGGCAGCUAAAGCGAAACCGUACAACAUUGGCAGUGAGAUUGCUAAGUCUCUUAAUAAAGAAGAUUCCAUGCCGAUGAGUAGUAGUGAUGAUGAUCAGAGUGAGAAGAAACAUGUCGAAACAGCAGAUGAAAUACAGAAGAGGAUAUCCAUGCUGAAGAAAAAUAUUUCAAUACAGCGAGUGACUAGCCAGCCCAAACAGCCACCUCCACAGCCGCCUCCUCCGGUCGAACACAAGGACAGCAGCUCAGAAAGUUCAGCCCUGGAGCAGCUAGAACACACCACUUCGUCGGUUUUAAAUGACAACACACCUUUUCAGGAUACCUUGGACAGAAUUACAAGUGCAUAUCAAGCAGCAAACGAAGAUAACCUAGAAAACUUUGAAGAUGACAUUUCGGAAACGUCGGAUCAAAAACACCAAGAACAAAGUGAAAUCAGUGACCACAGUGAUGAAGUUACUUACGUGUCCGAUCAGUCGCCUAAUAACUCCGGUCAGUACCCAUCUCAAAAUGUCACCCCACAAAAUACCCAAAACAGUGACCAACAACCAAAAUCCGAGAAUCAAGAUUAUGGAAAUUAUAAUAAUUAUUAUAACUAUAAUGUUCCUCCGUAUCAUGCCCCUCCGCCCCCUCAAGGGUACGGAUAUCCUCCACAACACCCCCCACCUUACGAUAUGAUGGGAUACCCUCCCCAACCUCAGCAGCCACAGUAUAACUAUGGUUAUCAAGGUUACCCCCCUCCACAGCCACAUUAUCCCCCUCCACCUCCACAGCCUGGGUAUGAUUACAAUGCUCCGCCUCCCACACAGCCAAUAUACGGGGGAUAUCACAAUCCCUAUCCUCAACAAUACGCCCCUCCCCCACAGGGUAUGUACCCUCCUGCACCGACACCAGCGCCGGCACCUCCCUACACCGACUAUCAGCAGUACCCACCGAUGAACAAUGCUCCGCCCCCUGCGCCAUAUUACCCUAAUUCUUAAGGUGAUGUCUGUUUUUUGUAGUGCAAUCGUAAUAAGUUAUUGAAAAAGAUCUGUAUUAAUUAAGAUUAGGUGUUAUGUGGGUGUUGCAUGUUCUGUUUGUAUAGAUAUAGAGGAUAGGACAUUUCUAUCUAUCAAACUAUGCUUUAGAUUGAAACAAAAAAAAUCCCGGCUUGUAGUAGUAUUGAGUAAUACUUAAGUACAGUAAGAAAUGUAAGAAUCAUGUAUGUAAUUUUUUGUAUCUUGUAACAAGGUAUGUUUUCAAAUCAGAACUGACUUUUUAAUUCAUUUUUAAUAGCUUUAUAUUUUAAAUAUAGUUAUGUUACGUAAAGCAUUUAUUAUAUAAGAUUUAUACAAUUACAAUAUUGCUAAUAUAUUUACUACGGUAGUAAAUAGUGAAUAUGAGACAAAAUUGUAUUAAAUUAUUUAU
Anoplophora glabripennis (Asian longhorned beetle) is the source of this 7152-nucleotide messenger RNA. Its product is annotated as helicase ARIP4. Bases 441 to 6725 code for a protein of 2094 amino acids. Gene Ontology annotation, molecular function: ATP-dependent chromatin remodeler activity; ATP hydrolysis activity; ATP binding. The record is from RefSeq and is a predicted model, not a curated record. NCBI's taxonomy places the organism in Eukaryota, Metazoa, Arthropoda, Insecta, Coleoptera, Cerambycidae. The transcript has 9 exons. Gene Ontology annotation, cellular component: nucleus.